Messenger RNA from Purpureocillium takamizusanense, 984 nucleotides. RefSeq lists its product as uncharacterized. Gene Ontology annotation, molecular function: DNA-binding transcription factor activity, RNA polymerase II-specific; zinc ion binding. The record is from RefSeq and is a predicted model, not a curated record. The coding region runs from base 1 to 984 and encodes 327 amino acids. Lineage: Eukaryota; Fungi; Ascomycota; Sordariomycetes; Hypocreales; Ophiocordycipitaceae. Gene Ontology annotation, biological process: regulation of DNA-templated transcription. The transcript is spliced from 2 exons.
AUGGUCGAUUUGCAAGCCAAGGGCGGGAUAUUUUGCGCGUCGUCGUAUACGACAGAGCAUACGAGUGAACAGAUAAACCACGGCAGCAGACGGCCGCCGCGAAUUUUGUACCGUCAAGACGUGGCGCCCCCCGCUCACCCGACUGUAGACGGCGCGACCUCUGAGCGAGCAAUGUUCGGGACGUGGAAGUAUGACCCGGAGACGGACCAGAUGAGGAACCUGCGGCGCGCCUACGAUCCCAUCACGGCACGGUCGUGGCAGCACCAGGCGUGCAACCGUUGCCAUGAGAAAAAGCUCAGGUGCAGCGGCCGCAGAGCCGGAUGUGACAGGUGCACCAUCAGCGGCUCCGUCUGCGCAUAUGACCGCUCCGGAGGGAGUCUGAGGGCAAGCGGCGGCGUCGGCGGCGUCGGCAGCAGAAAGGGAGCUAACGCUCGGGUGCCAUCAUCAUCAUUUUCGUCAUUUUCCUUGGCCUUGCCGUCAGGCGCGGGUAAGGUGAGGGCACGGAACGGCUCCGCGUCCGAGGCCCGCUGCGGCACCGUCUCUGCGCUGUAUGCCGCGGCAGCGGCGGAGGCGGCAGCGGCGUUGGCGCAGCAGCGGUCAUCGCCGCCAACCAAGGAGCCAGCAUCCAGAGCGGCAUGUCGGCAGGUGGACUUUGCGACGGGCAGCGGCAACGGACUGCAGAUGGACCCUGGCGGCGGCGAUCCCGGCCAGAGACAGAGGCAGCAGGUGACCAUGGGGGGUUUUGGCAGUGCCUGUUUCUGCGGCCUUUGCUGCAACGGGUGCGCGUGGAUCGCGGCCGUGGACCCCGGCGCGAGCAUGACGGCGGCGGCGGCGGCGGCGGCGCCCGAACUGGUUUCCGGCUGGGAGGCAGCAUCGUUCGGCGGUAACCACCAACAACAGCUCUACAACUCGGCAUGUGGUGUCGCCGUCGGCAGACACGCCAUACAUGCGGACCAGGGCUACCUGUGGAGGCAGAGCCGGUGA